AUGAGGCCGGUCUCACGAAGACAUUCCAGACGUGGCCUCGUGGGUGGUUCCACAUUCCGUAGGACCCCGAUUUCCCGGUCCCCUCUUGAUAAGAACCCGAUGCCCGGACACCUCUCCGAACUCCACCCUGUGAAUGAAGUCAACACGAAGGGGCAGUUUUUCCGUGCAUCGUUCGGAAAAAACCCCAGGUUCCAAAUACAGCUCGACAAGCGGCCUCUCUCCCCGGGGACAUCUCGAGAGGCAAGCGGAGUUCCAUGCCUCAACCCAAGACGAGGCCUGACUCUCCUGUCCCCAGUCUGCAGGGACCCUGCGAUCGGAGUCUGA
This is a messenger RNA of Babesia bigemina, 324 nucleotides long. RefSeq lists its product as hypothetical. NCBI's taxonomy places the organism in Eukaryota, Apicomplexa, Aconoidasida, Piroplasmida, Babesiidae. The transcript has a single exon. The coding region runs from base 1 to 324 and encodes 107 amino acids. The record is from RefSeq and is a predicted model, not a curated record.